CCAACCCCGAGUAACAUGUCGUCAUCCAUGAUGGUGUGCGGUCGGCAGCAGCGCCUUAGCAUGCCGCGAGGGCUAGGGUCGGCUCUUCCUGGCAGUCGGUUGUGUCGAUCUCGCUUGAUCAUUGUCGCCAGUGCUGCAAAGGACCCCAACGCUCCUAUUCAGAGCAACCCACUCGGCGCUCUGUCCUCCCAAGCUGGAACAGUUACACCGCUUCCGCGCAGUGAAGAAGCCAGGAAGUACUUCCGAACGGUCUAUGACUUUCCACAAUGGCAGACUCAUCGGAGCCAGUUCCGUUUGAUGAAGCGACUGUUCACCAUCCCACAGUCCCACGUCAUCCAAAACGCACUGCCCUCCAUCCUCUGGGUGGGCAUCGUGUCAUCAGCCCUCGCCGCCUACAUGACCGCCCACGACCAGCAUAUCUUGCCGGAAGGCUUCCCGUCCCUCUCCCCUAACGCCUCCUGCAGCGCAUUCAUCUCCAACACCAGCGUGGCGCUGUCGCUGCUGCUGGUCUUCCGCACGAACUCCAGCUACGGCCGCUGGGAUGAAGCGCGCAAGAUGUGGGGCGGUCUGCUCAACCGCAGCCGCGACAUCAUGCGUCAGGGCGCGACUUGCUUCCCGGACGAUCAAGUGGAGGCGAAGAAGGCCCUGGCGCGCUGGGUCGUGGCUUUUGCGCGGGCGCUGCGGAUUCAUUUCCAGCCGGAGGUGUCGAUUGAGAGCGAGUUGAAGAACAUCUUGACGCCAGCUGAACUGGAGAUGUUGGCGAAGAGUCAGCACCGGCCUGUGCGUGCCAUUCAUGCCAUCAGCCAGAUCAUCCAGUCGGUGCCCAUGAGCUCCAUCCACCAAAUGCAAAUGAGCAACAACCUCACAUUCUUCCACGACGUGCUGGGGGGCUGCGAGCGGCUGCUGCGCGCGCCCAUUCCAGUGUCGUACACCCGCCACACGGCACGCUUCUUGUUCAUGUGGCUGACGCUGCUGCCGUUCGCGCUGUACGGGCAGUGCGGGCUGGGUGUCGUGCCUGUGUGCACGGGCAUCGCGGCUGUGCUGUGCGGUAUUGAGGAGAUCGGCGUGCAGUGCGAAGAGCCCUUCGGUAUCCUGCCUCUGGAAGUUAUUUGCAACCGUAUCCAAGCUGACGUCAUGGCCACGUUGAAGGAUGAUGCGGACACGAAGACCGUGUUGGCCGAGGCUGGGCUGGAGAGGCCACAGCCACAGCCACAACGGGGGGAGUAA
Messenger RNA from Volvox carteri f. nagariensis, 1227 nucleotides. RefSeq lists its product as uncharacterized. The record is from RefSeq and is a predicted model, not a curated record. The coding region runs from base 16 to 1227 and encodes 403 amino acids. The transcript is spliced from 6 exons. Lineage: Eukaryota; Viridiplantae; Chlorophyta; Chlorophyceae; Chlamydomonadales; Volvocaceae. Gene Ontology annotation, molecular function: chloride channel activity.